AUGUCUGACAAGAACCAGCAAGAGAAGGAGUUCACCACUCAGCCCAUCGACGAGAGCAAGAAGGAAGGCUCUAGCUUCAUCGAGGCCAUCAAGUCCAAGGUUGCCCCACACCAUGCCGCGCCCGGACCGGCCGUGUCCCACGACCACAGCGAGAUUCCUCAGGAGGGAACUAAGGAGGAGCGCCUGGCCAAGGCCAAGGAGCUGAACAAAUAA
This is a messenger RNA of Diaporthe citri, 213 nucleotides long. RefSeq lists its product as uncharacterized. Lineage: Eukaryota; Fungi; Ascomycota; Sordariomycetes; Diaporthales; Diaporthaceae. The coding region runs from base 1 to 213 and encodes 70 amino acids. The transcript has 2 exons. The record is from RefSeq and is a predicted model, not a curated record.